AGUAAGGCUGUGUUAUGUCCCAUGUCAGGACGACCCAUUAAGAUGAACGAGCUUAUCACAGUGCGCUUCACCCCACUGGACUCAAGCCUGGACCGAGUGGCCCUGCUCACCCGCCAGGACCGGUAUGUAUGUGCAGUAACCAGAGACGUCCUGGGCAACAGUGUCCCGUGUGCUGUUCUGCGACCCUCGGGUACUGUGGUAACUCAGGAGUGUGUGGAGAAGUUGAUCAAGAAGGACAUGAUUGAUCCUAUGACUGGAGACAAUCUUUCUGACAAAGAUAUUGUACCACUGCAGAGGGGUGGAACCGGCUUUGCUGCCUCCGGGGUUGACCUCCGUGCCAAAGAGGCUCGUCCAGUGAUGCAAGUGUGAGAAUAUGGGAUCUUAACGGCGUUGUCGCCAUGACUGUAUGUACAGUACAUCCUAACUUUAGUUCUGUGAUAUACAGUAUGUUUGUAAUGGACUCCUAACAGUGUAUGAACAACUUUCACUUGUUUUGAUGGCCUUUGUAGGUAACUAGCAAUUAGUUGGGGGUUUUUUUAGUCCCUCAUAGAUGUUUUGUCUUUCAUUUAAAAUACAGUUUCAUCCUGAAUAACAUUUUUAUAUUUAAAAGAUUGACUGCCAAUUUAUGAAAAGUAUUUGCAGCCAGUGAUAAUAAAGCAUUUCCACAUCUUACACCCUGA
Molecule: messenger RNA, 680 nt
Organism: Morone saxatilis (striped sea-bass)
Lineage: Eukaryota; Metazoa; Chordata; Actinopteri; Moronidae
Gene: nosip
Product: nitric oxide synthase interacting protein
Cellular component (GO): nucleus
Molecular function (GO): ubiquitin protein ligase activity
Source: RefSeq, a predicted model, not a curated record